Molecule: messenger RNA, 711 nt
Organism: Vicia faba (fava bean)
Lineage: Eukaryota; Viridiplantae; Streptophyta; Magnoliopsida; Fabales; Fabaceae
Source: the annotation of a GenBank genome assembly
AUGUUCACCCUUGUACAAUUCUCAAUCAAAUUUUCACACCUGGAACCCAAUUUCAACUUCAAUUUCUUCCAUAAUGGUGUAUACAAGACCCAACCCACUUCCUCUUUUUCUCAUUUUUACCCAAACUUUACUUCUUUUCAUCUGGGUAGCUUCAAGUUGAGAGCAUACAGGGAGAGAGGUUCCUUCUUGGAAAGUACAGUGUUUAAAAAUGGGGUUUUGUUUGAAGAGAAAAAGAGAGUGGUUUUGGUGAAAAAUAAUCAACGGUUUGGGUUCAAUAAUGGUGGUGGUGGUGGUGGUGGUGGGACUGCUAGGAUUUUGGGAAAUCUUGCUUUGGCUAUUGGGUUAACUUAUCUCUCAAUGACUGGACAACUGGGCUGGAUUUUGGAUGCUAUUGUUUCCAUUUGGAUCCCGAUAGUAGGUCUUGGUGCUUUCCUCUGGUGGGCAGGAAGAGAUAUAAUGAAAGGCACAUGUCCAAACUGUGGAAAUGAUUUUCAGGUUUUCAAGUCCACUUUAAAUGAGGAAUUGCAGUUGUGCCCCUUUUGCGGUCAACCUUUUUCGGUUGAUGGCAACGAGUUUGUAAAGGAAUCUGUGAACUUUUCAAAACAAUCUACAACAUUUGGACAAGCUUUCGACAAUUUCUCACGUUCAAGAAACGACGAGGAUUCUGGUAGAGCAAUUGAUGUUGAAGCUGAAGUAAAAGAUGCUGAUUGA